Zea mays is the source of this 4685-nucleotide messenger RNA. RefSeq lists its product as uncharacterized. Gene Ontology annotation, biological process: mRNA cis splicing, via spliceosome; photosystem I assembly; Group II intron splicing. The coding region runs from base 66 to 2417 and encodes 783 amino acids. The transcript is spliced from 2 exons. The record is from RefSeq and is marked validated. Gene Ontology annotation, molecular function: protein binding; endonuclease activity. NCBI's taxonomy places the organism in Eukaryota, Viridiplantae, Streptophyta, Magnoliopsida, Poales, Poaceae.
GAUUAGGCUGCUCCGUGCAGCGCUGACCGUUGAGCAGAAAAAGGUGCUGCCCAGUAGAUUCGUUCAUGGCCACCGCCCCUCCCUGCGCCUGCGGCGCUCCGUCCCCAUCGCUGCGAUGCCCUCUAGCCCUGCCGCUCCCCUUCGCUACCUCUCAUCCCGCCGUCCGGCUCGCCGCCCCGCCGCUUCUCGCGCGCCGCCUCGCCGUGUCUCCUCGAAGGGCAGCGUCAGCGCUGGAAGCCCUCGUGCUGGAAUCUGACGACGAGGAAGAGGAGUCCGGGAUAGGCCUGUUCCAGGGUGAGGAGUGGGCAGCGACCGCCGACGAGAGGGACGCGGUAAGGUCCCCCGAGCUGGAGGUUUUCGAGCUCGAAGAGCUGCCGGAGCAGUGGCGUCGGUCGAGGAUCGCCUGGCUCUGCAAGGAGCUCCCCGCUUACAAGCACUCCACCUUCACCCGCAUCCUUAAUGCCCAGCGAAAGUGGAUUAACCAGGACGACGCCACCUACAUCACCGUCCACUGCCUCCGCAUCCGCCACAACGCCGCUGCAUUCCGGGUGUACAGCUGGAUGGUACAGCAGCACUGGUACCGCUUCAACUUUGCACUAGCCACAAGGGUAGCCGAUUGUCUUGCCAGAGAAGGCAAGGUUGAAAAGUGCCGAGAGGUGUUUGAUGCGAUGAUCAAGCAAGGACGAGUACCGGCUGAAUCCACCUUCCACAUACUGGUGGUUGCAUAUCUCAGUGUUGCUAGGGGGGGUUGUCUUGAGGAGGCAUGCACCAUCUACAACCAGAUGAUACAGAUGGGUGGCUAUAAGCCUCGCCUCAGCCUGCAUAAUUCACUGUUCAGGGCACUUGUGAGUAAAACAGGAGGCACUGCAAAGCACAAUCUCAGGCAGGCUGAGUUUGUCUACCACAAUAUAGUCACAAGUAACCUUGAGGUGCACAAGGAUAUUUAUGCAGGGCUCAUCUGGCUCCACAGCUAUCAAGAUGUCAUUGAUAGAGACAGGAUCAAAGCUCUUAGGGAUGAGAUGAAGCGAGCCGGGUUUGAGGAGAGCACUGAUGUGCUGGUGUCACUGAUGAGGGCCUUCUCCAAGGAAGGAGAUAUUAAAGAAACUGAGGCAACAUGGCAUUGGCUUCUUCGGAGUGGUUGUGAGCUUCCUGCCCAAGCUUAUAUCUGCCGAAUGGAGCUUUAUGCACGCACUGGUGAGCCAAUGAAAUCCCUAGAAAUGUUCAAGGAAAUGAAGAACCGGAACAUCCCUCCUAAUGUUGCAUCAUAUCAUAAGAUUAUUGAGAUAAUGACAAAAGCUAGAGAGAUAGAGAUUGCAGAAAAACUCAUGGAUGAGUUUGUUGAAAGUGAUAUGAAACAUCUGAUGCCAGCCUUUCUUGACUUGAUGUAUUUGUAUCUGGAUCUGGAUAUGCAUGAGAAACUGGAACAUACUUUCACCAAAUGCCUUGGCCGAUGCCGUCCAAAUAGAAUAUUAUACACCAUUUAUAUGGAAUCACUUGUGAGGAUUGGGAAUGUCUCGAAGGCCGAGGAGAUCUUUGAUGAGAUGCAUAAAAAUGGGAUGAUAGGUACUAAUGCUAAGUCUGCCAACAUCCUGCUCAGAGGCUAUCUUUUGGCAGAGAACUAUCAGAAAGCUGAGAGCAUUUAUGAGUUAAUGUGUAAAAAAAAGUACGAUAUACCAGUGGAAUCUUUGGAGAAACUUCAGAGUGGCCUCCUCAGUAGUAAGAAAGUUGUCAAGCCACCAAAACCUGUGAGCAUGAAGUUGGAUGAAGAGCAGCGUGAGAUUCUGAUUGGCUUGCUCCUUGGAGGCACUCAGAUAGAAUCUCAUGCACAGAAAGGGGUCUACAUCGUCAAUUUUAAGUUCCAGGAAGAUUCUCAUGCUCACUCAGCUCUAAGGGUGCAUAUUCACGAACGUUUCUUCGAAUGGCUGCCUUCAGCAUGCAGAUCACUGAAUAGGGAGAGCGAGAUCCCUUAUCGAUUUUCAACCAUACCUCAUGCACAUUUCGGUUUCUUUGCAGAUCAGUUCUUUCAGAAAGGCCAGCCUGUUCUCCCAAAACUUGUCCACAGGUGGCUUUCCCCACGGGUUCUGGCAUAUUGGUUCAUGUCUGGGGGCGUCAGACUGCAAUCGGGUGAUAUUGUUCUUAAGGUCAGUGGCGGGGACACUGGUGGUGUUGAGAGAAUUGUGAAGUCCUUGCAAGCACAACAAUCUUUAGCAUGUAAAGUGAAGAGGAAAGGGAGAUUCUUUUGGAUAGGUUUCCAGGGAUGUAAUGCCGACUCUUUCUGGAAAAUAGUCGAAACUUAUGUACUGGACAGUUUUGCUAGUUCCACCGAGGAAAGCCACAAUGUAGGUUCUGAUGGCUUGCAAGACUAUACAUAUUAUGAGAGUGAUACGCAGAGGCAUGGUAGAGAAAGUGAGGAGUGAGGAUAGACUUUGUUCACAAGUUGUCUACAUUACUUUCCUACUAACACCUGUCGCCCAGAUUGAUCUAUCACCUUUCCAGCUGAUCGUCUGUGGUUGCAGUAUUGUACUAUAGACAGUCGUGAGCAGAGAGAGAUAUGAGUAGCUUGGUGGAUUCCCUUGUUAUUGUACCUGGAUUUGCACAGAUGUUCAGUUUUUGCUGCCCAUUAGUUUGUUGGGUUCCAUGAUUUCCAGCUGAAGAUGCGUCAUCUCCAGAAGAGUCAGUUACGAUUACGACAGCGUAUUCUAGUAUGCCACUUUGCAACCUAGAACUUAACAAUUGACCUGCAGUCAGCUAACAUUAUUUCCAUGUAAAGAAGUAUAUGAACGAAGCAAUCCUAGUCAACUACAAUCUAUCCUGAUUUUCUAUCCUAAUCUCUCGCCGGAUCUGCGAUGGACUAGAGGUCUCCCUGCAGGAGCCUGGUGAGCAAGGUAGUGAGAAGCGCGUCCCUUCUCUCCGCCCUGUCCUCCUCCCUCAUCCUCCUCUGCUCCUCGCGCUCCGCCCACGCCUGCUCCAGCAUCAGCCUCUCCUGCUCUAUCCUCUGCAUCGACUGCCGCCAUUGGUCUUCGAAGAACAGCCGCUCCCGCGCCCUCCUCUCCAUCGUCUCCUGGCGCUGCGCGUCCAAGCGCAGCUGCUGCUCGAAGAAAUCGCGCAGCAGGCCACGAACGGCGGACGUCGACGUCUGCGCGUCCUUCGUGUUCCUGCUUCGUCGGGGCGGCUCGUCGUCGUCGCCGCCGCCGCCGUCGUCAGGUUCCUCGCGUCCCGACGGACCGGCCGGCCUUUUCAGCUUCUUUCUACCGGGAGCCUGGACCGCUUCGGACCCUUGGAGCUGCUGCUGGCUCUGCAUGUCUCUGCUGCGACUCCUCCUCUGAGGAAGGGAAGUGAAACGGCUGCCGUCUGUUCCAGAUGUUGCGCGAAUCCCUGGUGAAAAUGACGGUCUUUAGUGACAGGCUUAGAGAGACAAACAUGGGCGCACCGAUCCUGUUGCGAUUCUCGGCAACCAAGUGAAUGCGCAGGAAGAGCAUGGAACGAGACUGACCUUGUUGUGGCGUCCGAUGAGGCUCUUCGUCCUCGCUAGCGCUCCUUGAGUACUCGGGGUCGGGGAUGCAGCGCUGCUGAUCUGGCUGCUGCUGCGCGUGCCCCCGAGCUGCGAUGAGCACUCGCUCGGUCUCCUGGUCCUGGCUCCCCGCGCGCCGUCAGAUUUUGCAGUCCCACGAGCGGCGCGAGUACAUAAAGGAAACGCGUACGUGCUGCCGGUGCUGGUGAAUGUGGAAGGCGAGAUCGCGUGGGGGGCGUCUGGCACGACCCGGGCCGGGAGACGGGAUUAGACAGACAGCGGCCUGCAUGCAGCAGCAGCGCCCGUCGUUUUUUUCUCUCUCCCCCGUCUCGUGUUUUUCAUCGCCUUUCUGACACUUCCCGACCGCCUCGACGCUCCAAAUUCACCGUUUCACACGUCCCCAGCAAUGUGAAUGGCUUUGCUGCUGUCCACACGGGCAGGGGCAGUGCAGCUCGCCACGUCAUCCUGGAUCCCCGUGGUCGCCCCCGACAUGUUGAUCCGUACUGCGACCGUAUGGAGGAAUGCCGCCGAUGGGAGAUCUCGCGACGCGCAGUUCUUGUUUGUUUGUUUGUUUCCAGGCCGGUCUGCAGCGGCUAGCGACAUUAUAUUGACCCGUGACCUCUUCUCGUUCAGCACGGCUCGGAGCAUGGCGGCCGUCAACGCAAUCCGCCGCGCGCCUUCGCACGACAGCGAUGACGUGCACGCACCAGCAGCAGCGCGAUCGCUGUCAGCUGGAACGCGCCGCCCGGCCCGGUCGUUGUUGAGCAUUUUUUACCCUUUCCAGUGGAGGAGGAGCGGGCGUCACACUGAUGAGGCCAUUUUUUUGAUGUGCAGGUGACGGUGUCACGGUACAGCUAGCUAGUCACAUGCGUGUUGGCAGCGGCUGCGGCAGUACGACAGAUCGAGCAGCCGAAUCCUGCAAGGGUGCCGUGCAGUGCAGAGGCAUCCGGCGCUUUUCUGCAGAUUCGCGCAGCGCCCUGCGGCCCUGCCCCCGUCACCCGGUCAGGCGUUAGUGCCACUACUCCAAUGUCCAAUCCGAUAGGCUUUUGGAGCAUCUUCACUGGUUCCAAAAAAAAAACAAAUCUUUCUAAAAUCAAUUUAGAGUGCUGUAAUUAUCAGCUAUGCUCAAACAGUUCUUUAGAUGAGGUCCUCAAAGGUACAAACUUUCUAAAUA